AUGCCUCGGCACGGGCCCCGGCACGACUCGCACCACCACCGACCCGGACACCACGGCGGCGAACGGCACCACAACGCCACACGUUUUGCCGCUUUGGCAGACCUGCCUGCGGCGGCGCCCGGCGGUGUGCUUGAGCGGCUGCAGCAGUCCUUUGCAGACGAGCAUCUCGAGCUGGCGGUGCUGCUCGGUGCGAGCCUGCUGUGCUUGGCCGCGUGGGCGUGCCUUAGCUUCACCGCAGCCGUCCCUGCCUCGCCGUGCGCCCAGCCCAUCUCCAAGGCGGUCUCGUCUGAGAGGCUCGUCGAGCCAGUGGUCGAGGGCAAGCCGGUGCCGUCGAGCCGAGGCGACACGACGGUGUACCGGAGGCUGCGCAACCGGUACCUGGUGGCCUACUCGCUGGCCACCUUUGGCGACUGGAUCCAGGGCGGCUACCUCUACGCGCUCUACGCCAAUCACGGCUACUCGAUGCAUCAGAUCGCGCAGCUCUUUGCGGUCGGCUACAGCUCUGCAGCGACGCUCGGCACGUACACGAGCGCGAUCGGCGACGUGGGCGGGCACCGGCGCAACUGCGUCGCGUACGGCAUCCUCUACGCCGGCUCUUGCCUCCUUGCCAACUCUCCAGCCGGCCUCCCUAGAAGUGGAAGACGACAUUCGUACGCGGGCCUCGCCCUCGCGGCCAGCCGGCUGCUCGGCGGCAUCUCGUACUCCAUCCUCUUCACCUCGUUCGAGUCGUGGCUGAUCGCCGAGGCCGAGGCGUGCGAGCUGCCACGCGGCCAGCUCACCCAUAUCUUCGCCGCAUCCUCCUGCGUCUACGCCUUCUCCGCCGUCGUCGCCGGGAUCGUCGGCCACGUCGUCGUCGAGCUCUCGCCGCCGUCGGCCGAGGGGGGGCACAACCGAUUCGCUGCUCCCUUCAACGUCGCCGCGCCCGUGCUGCUGCUCGCCUCCUUCCUGUGCCAGGUGCAGUGGAGCGAGCGGUACGGCGACAGGCGGACGACGCCGAGCGCGUCGCUGCUCCGCUCGUGGCGUGCGAUCGUCGCGAGCCGCACGCUGCUAGCUCUCGGCGUGGUCAACUCGCUCUACGAGACGUCGCUCUACGCCUUCGUCUUCAUGUGGACCCCCUCGCUCGAGCGCCGUGCGCCGCACCAGAUCUCGCACGGGCUCAUCUUCUCCAUCUUCAUGGUGAGUAAGAUGGCGGGCGCGCAGGGCUUCGCGCUGCUCGACGCGUACGGCGUCUCGCCCACCAGUUGCCUGGGCGGUGUGUUUGCGGGCUCCGCGCUCUGCCUGCUGGUGCCUGUCGUCUCGAGCUCGUACGAGGCGCUGCUGCUCGCCUUCUCCGCCUUCGAGUGCCUGCUCGGGCUGUACUGGCCGGCCAUCGCGCUCGUGCGGGCCGGCGAACUGGACGACUCGCAGCGCGCGUCGACCAUGGCCGUCUUCCGCGUGCUGCUCAACGGGCUCGUCAUCGCCGUCCUGCUCGGCGCGGGGUAUGUGCCCGAGCACGCCGUGUACGCCACCGCCUCCGCGAUGCUCGUCGUCUGCCUGCUCGGCUCGCACGUGCUGGCGAUGCCGUCCGACGCGCACGGCGAGAGCAGAGGCGGCUCGGGUGCGUCCUCGGAGGUGGUGCCGAUCAUCGCGGUGCCGGAGAGGGGGGGGCUCUUCAAAAAGAGGUCCCCGACCGAGAGUCCCGAGCUGGACGACGCGGAGUGAGAGUGUGGCGCCUCCCUCGCGCCUCGGGCGGGGAGGGGAGAGUGUCGUGGCGGGGCGCCGGGCCUGAUCCCCGGCAGUACUGGUUUGAUAUAGCACGGAGUCCUCUCGCUCCAGUGCAGUACGGAGUGUGUGUCGCAUCGCAUUUCAGUGAUGCCCCAAAAGUCUGAAAAA
Messenger RNA from Emiliania huxleyi CCMP1516, 1872 nucleotides. RefSeq lists its product as hypothetical. Bases 1 to 1701 code for a protein of 566 amino acids. Gene Ontology annotation, cellular component: membrane. The record is from RefSeq and is a predicted model, not a curated record. The transcript is spliced from 7 exons. Gene Ontology annotation, biological process: molybdate ion transport. Gene Ontology annotation, molecular function: molybdate ion transmembrane transporter activity. Lineage: Eukaryota; Haptophyta; Isochrysidales; Noelaerhabdaceae.